Funneliformis mosseae is the source of this 149-nucleotide messenger RNA. Lineage: Eukaryota; Fungi; Glomeromycota; Glomeromycetes; Glomerales; Glomeraceae. The record is from the annotation of a GenBank genome assembly.
UCGUAGGAAACGGUGUUCGAGAUGCGGAUAUACUCGCCUUGGUAGGUAUGGCACCUGGUAAUUUCAGGACAGAAGAUCAGAGGCUUGAGGCGGAAGAUUCAGUUUUCAUGUGUUUAACUUUGAGAGUUUGUUGGCGAUAUAAGAGUUGA